AUGGGUCGGUCAAUUCAUGAAAGCAUUAUCCUUGCUUCGGAAGGUGUGAACUGUAUGGAUCGGUCUCUUUAUGGUAAGAAUCUUGCGCUCAAAGCUGAUAUCCGGAAAGCCUUCGACACUUUGCAUUGGGGUUUCCUUCUUCAGGCUCUUUCUGAUUUUGGAUGGUCUUUAAAACUUCUCCGGGAAUUAGAUAAGGCUUGUCGUUCGUUCAUUUGGACUGGAAGUACUCUACGCAAACUUUCUACCUCUGUUAAUUGGGAGAAGACUCGUGCUAUAAAAAACAAGGCGGAAUUGGCUACCUCGACGGUCUGGAAUGAGGUUCGGCAGACUAUUCAAGAGUUGGUGGUGCACUCUUUUUACACCAUUGGUUUAGGCGACAUGAUUUAUUUUUGGAGAGAUAAUUGGUUGGGUUAUCGUAUUGUGGACAAGCUCAAGAUUCCGGAUUAUAUGCUCCCUUAUUUCAAUCAACGGAUUUCAGAUUGCUAUAAUGAUGAUAGCUGGCAUUUCACGGUGAAUUUUAUUGUUCGUUUUUCUAAGAUUGCUUUUGAUAUUAUUGCUACUCCAAUCUCUGGUAAUAAGGAUGAGCGAGCCUGGAUUAAUUCCAAUUUCGGCGACGUUACCGCCUCCACGGCGUUCAGCCAUCUUCGGCCUUCUUUCUCGAAGGUUAAUUGGGGCUCCUGGAUUUGGGGCCAUUUCAUUCUUGUGAGGCGAUCCCUUUUGGUUUGGAGAGCUAUCAUGGGCAGAUUACCAACUUUCGACUUGUGCCGUUGCCAUGGUACUCUUGGCCCCAGUCGCUGCAUUCUUUGUUGCCGGGACGAAGAGACUACGGAUCAUAUUUUGUGCUCCUGCUCCUUUACAGGUGCGAUUUGGAGGGAGUUUCUCGGCUGGUACAAUACAGCGGCGCAUAUCGAGGACGUUGGUUGCUUCAUUAUCUUCGCCAUGAAUUUUGAAGGAGGCGAUCAAGUUCGUAAUCUUUGGCGUGUUGGUGUGGUCUCUCUUCUCUGGGCCAUUUGGAUGCAUAGGAAUGACAUUAUUUACAAUAAUAUGGCGCCUUCUAAGAUACAUAUUCUCAAGUUGGUUAAAGUUUUCAUUAUAGAAGCUGCUUCCAACUUCAAUCUCGGCAGCAUGAAUAAUUCCAUCUCGGACCUUCUUAUUCUGCGUAACUUGGCUGUCACCGGCAGGCCGAGACAGCCGCCUACUCAGGUUUCGGUCUUUUGGAGUCUGCCGCUCCCGAAUUGGGUGAAGAUUAAUACGGAUGGCUUGAUUCGGGAGUCCAGUAUUAUGCAUGCAGGUGGUGUUUCACGUAAUGCUUUUAAUGAAGUGGUGGGCUGUUAUCAUUUCUCUGUAGGUCAUGGAGCUGCGUUGGAGGCGAAACUCCUAGCCAUUAUCAUAGCUAUGGAGACGGCUUAUUGGAUGGGGUGGUCUCACGUUUGGUUCGAUUCGGAUUCUUCCUUUGUGGUUAGCUUGCUCCAUGCUCGGGCCUCUAAGGUUCCUUGGCGGUUCAAGGCGCGAUGGAAGUAA
Molecule: messenger RNA, 1521 nt
Organism: Salvia miltiorrhiza (redroot sage)
Lineage: Eukaryota; Viridiplantae; Streptophyta; Magnoliopsida; Lamiales; Lamiaceae
Exons: 3
Coding region: 1-1521 (506 amino acids)
Molecular function (GO): RNA-DNA hybrid ribonuclease activity; nucleic acid binding
Source: RefSeq, a predicted model, not a curated record